Molecule: messenger RNA, 1401 nt
Organism: Daldinia caldariorum
Lineage: Eukaryota; Fungi; Ascomycota; Sordariomycetes; Xylariales; Hypoxylaceae
Exons: 2
Coding region: 352-1116 (254 amino acids)
Source: RefSeq, a predicted model, not a curated record
CCAGUUUAUAAUUAAUUUAUCCAUCUCUAUUUGACAUAAACGAAAUCAAAACGUCAUGUAUGUCUACCUAAGGUAACUUAAUCGAUCUGUACUGCUGUACGAUUUCUAGACUCGACAGGCGGAUGAUGAUCUUCCAGCCCUGUAGAAUUGCCGAACGAACCCCACACAAAAUUCAUAUGGCUAUUCUCUUCGAGUGCGACAGUAUCAUCUCCUUUGCCGGCUUUGACAUCAUACAAUUAUUUAUAUAUAUAGGAUGAGCUGCCCCGGUUCAUCCAAAAUGAAAGGAAAUGCAAUAUCUCCAAUUUCCGUUUCGUUUCUACUUAGUAUCCGCUUCUUGAGACGAGAUUGAAGAUGUUGAAACUCACCAUCACCGCACUCGGCUUUCUCGCUGCCCAAGCGGCAGCACAAUGCUCCCGCGAAGACCUCAUUGCUGCCACUGACAGUCUUCUCGCCGCACAGACUGCGGGAAAGCCCGACACGGUAGCCCCUCUAGCCGAUACAGUAGCCUACUUGGAGGCGUUCAAGACAGCCAAUAUCAACACUGGAAUACUGUCUCACCCGCUCAAGAUCGACUUCAACCGUAGUCUGCACGACACCACCCAAUGCGCUACGUACACCGAGAUCGUUGUCACGGAUAGGGCGCACCCGUACGUCAUAGGUACGCAGAUGCGCUUCGCCGACGGAAAGAUUGCCAAUAUCAGUUCUCUUGUGACCGAUCAGGGAGACUGGCUCUUCAAUGCUACUGGCACUUUAUACUGGGCGUCCCGGGAGAAGUGGGAUCCAAUCCCGGAGGACCAACGCGACAGCCGGGAGGUGAUAAAGGCUGCGGCGGAUGCCUACGCCGACCUAUUCAAUGACAAGACCGUUCAAGUCCCUUGGGGACACCCCUGCGCGCGUCUUGAGGGCGGGAUGUACACUGGUUCGGGCUCCGAAAACGACAGGUGUGAUGUUGGCGUUCCCAACGGUGUCAAAUUAGGUAACCGCCGCUAUGUUAUCGACGAGACUCUCGGCGCUGUUGAUAUCUUCAUCGACUUUGCCACUGUCCCGGACAGCCACGAGUUCCGAGUUGAGAAGGGCAAGCUUCGCUACGUCCAUACCAUAACCGUGAUGGGUUAGAUGAUUAGUAGGCGAGGAGAGGGAGCUUGGGUGACUCUACGAAGCUUAAUAUCGUGAAAAGUUGGGUUGAAAACGAGUUGAUCAGAUACAAAUAGCCAGUUGUGUACCUAGGUAGGGAUCGUCGACAGAAAAUAAAAUGGACACUUCACAUAAAUUUCACCCCUCGUAGCCUUGCGUAAAAAUGCACUUGCAUUACUUCAAUUCAAUAAAGGAAUUCCCGAAAGUGUCUUAGCGGGAAUAAGACGUAUUAAAUACCAAAGACCCAGCCCAUCCUACAAGGUAUAU